Messenger RNA from Anguilla rostrata (American eel), 1011 nucleotides. RefSeq names its product G-protein-signaling modulator 1-like. The coding region runs from base 307 to 1011 and encodes 234 amino acids. NCBI's taxonomy places the organism in Eukaryota, Metazoa, Chordata, Actinopteri, Anguilliformes, Anguillidae. Gene Ontology annotation, molecular function: protein binding; guanyl-nucleotide exchange factor activity. The record is from RefSeq and is a predicted model, not a curated record. The transcript is spliced from 5 exons.
CUGGGGCAAUGGAUGAGCGCCGUUUAAUACUGGGUUGCUUAAGACCCUUUAAAAGCUCUCUCGAGACCGACGGUUUACUAGCCUACUGCACGCGCGAGGGGCAUGGUAGUUGUAUUUCAUAUCGUGUUUCUUGGUUUUAAUAUUUCCGUGCGUCCUUCCAUUUCUCUCCUCCUUUAUAUUUUCGUGGAACGAAGUUGUGCAGCGCUACGUGCCAGUUGGAUCAACUGUUAGGAAACAACUUUGUUCUCGGUACGUCAAUUUUUAUAUAGUGGACUUCUGCGGCCAUCGCUGCUGGGGAUUUUAAGAAUGACGUCUGUGGAGUCGAAGACAGAGACGUGGAAGGGAACCGAAGAACUCGCACAGGGGGUGGCUGAGAGCACCGUGGAACUGCUGGAGCUGCUCAGCCAUGUGCAGGGAGGGCGCAUGGACGAGCAACGCUGCCUUUUUGACCCCAAGAAGAUCCCCUGUACCCCGAAACACACGGAUGCAACAAAACCUGCCGCCGGCUCGGUUGCUAGGCCACAGGCGGUCUCCCGCGGCGAUCGGGGGGGACGGGGGCCGACUACAGCUGAGAACGAGACGGACCGCUUGUGCAGCAUGGUGUCCAGAGUUCAGGGCUCCAGGAUGGAUGAGCAGCGAUGCUCUGCACCCCAAAUCUUUCUGGCCCCUGGAUCCCCUCCCGCUCCCAGGAAGGCUCACUCCAGGCCUGCUUCCCCUACAGCGACCCCCUCCAGCCAGCGCCCACCUGGGUCAGCCUCCCUCAGCCCCACCCCAGAUAAAGAGAGAGUUCAGAGGGAUGGCCUGCACACAGCUCAGGUAGUGGCUCCUGGUACGGUGGAGCAGGAGCAGUUUUUCUCCAUGCUCAGUCACGUGCAGAGAGGGCGUAUGGAGGAGCAACGUUGUGUUUUUGACCCGAACAAGAGGAGCGUCUGUACCCCCAAACACUCUAAUACAACAAAAUCAGGUCAGUUCCUCGCAGCUCCAAACACCGAUACCGCACACUCGGGUUAA